Messenger RNA from Chaetomium globosum CBS 148.51, 1350 nucleotides. RefSeq lists its product as uncharacterized. The record is from RefSeq and is a predicted model, not a curated record. The coding region runs from base 1 to 1350 and encodes 449 amino acids. Lineage: Eukaryota; Fungi; Ascomycota; Sordariomycetes; Sordariales; Chaetomiaceae. Gene Ontology annotation, biological process: mRNA splicing, via spliceosome. The transcript has a single exon. Gene Ontology annotation, cellular component: U2-type spliceosomal complex.
AUGGGUUCCGGCGACUUGAACAUGAAGAAGAGUUGGCAUCCCCAACGAUCGGGGAAUGUCGCGGCAACACACAAGGCCGAGGCCGAGGCAAUCGCCGAACGCAAGAAGCUACAGCAGCGUCUUCAGGAAAUUGAGGAGGAGCGAAAGAAGGAGGAAAUUCAAAAGGCGCUCGAAGCCGCGGGCGGGAAGCCCAGAUUGCAACGGGUGGAAUGGAUGUACUCUGGCCCUACCGACGGCCAAGCGGGCGACGCGGCCGAGAACGAAUCCUACCUACUUGGCAAACGCCGAAUCGACAAGCUCCUCCAGGACAACGACAUCAAGAAGUUACAGAAGCAGCCGAGCCAGGAUGCACUCGAAGCGGCGCCGAUUGGCGCCCUCGCCAAUCCCCGGGACGUAGCGACGAAGAUUAGGGAGGAUCCCUUGCUCGCGAUCAAGCGACAGGAGCAGCAGGCGUACGAGGCAAUGAUGAACGACCCGAUCCGGAGGCGGCAACUACUGGCAUCGAUGGGGAUCGACGACUCACAGGAUAAGGCCAAGCGCAAAGAAGAGAGACGGCACAAGCACCGCCACUCACACCGAUCGCGCCGUCAUCACGAUGACCGAGACGAAGAGAGGCAUUCUCGCCGGCGUAGGUCCGACUCGAGAGACCGUUCACGGAGCCCGAGGGGAUACGGUUCAGGGGAAGAGGACCGGAAGAGGAGGAGGAGAGACUCGCGCGACAGGAGGCGGGACAGGUCGGUAUCCGCGGACUCGCGGGAUAGGAGAGAAAGACGAGACAGGCGUGGUGAUCGGGAUCGGGAUCGAAGAAGCAGCCGGGAUAGGAGGGAUAGACGGAGUAGGAGCCGGGAAGAUGGGAAUAGGGAUGGUCGAUUUAGGGUAGAAUCCCGGUCGCCAUCCCCGGCACCGCGUCGGAGGGAGUACUCCCCAGAUGGCGACGAUCGAAGAAGAAGAGACCAAUCGUCAGAGCGACCUAGAUCACCACGAAGACGUAACGAAGACGCCGACGGAUACCGCUCUCACAACUCACGCCGGAACCACGACCACCGUCGCGACCGCGCUCCCCCAAGACAAGGCGACCGUCCUCCGCAGACCCGCGAUUCGAACAACGACAAGGCGGUCGAGGAGGAGCGUGCGCGUAAGCUCGCGGCCAUGCAGGAAGCCGCCACAGACCUCGACAAGGACCGCGAGCAUCGGUUAGCCCUUCUGGCGGAGCAGGAGCGUGCAGCGCAGGAGAAGGACGACCAAGUGCGGCAGCGCAACAAGCGGUUUGGCGGCGACGCGGGUUUCAUGAACCAGCUCCACAGCAGGGCGACUGAGUUGAAGGUGGCAGAUCGCGUGGGCAGGCGGUAG